UUUUCAGAAAUUUGGAUAUCAUGACUUCAUGAGGUUUUAUUUGUUGUGGCACACCAGCUGCUGCUUUUGCAUCCUUCCGUUUUGACGGGUUUCCUCGGUUUUUUUGGGUGUUUACUUGAUUUUUUUCCUUUUUAUUUUAUUUGCUUUGUAUUUACCUUUCUCCUUGACAUAAUUCUUAUUGAACGGGAAUUGUUGUUGAAUGAUAAUUUAAUCAGCGUUCUGCAUAAAAAUCGUUAUUAUCCGAAAUCAUCCUCCAAAGUAGUGUGCCUGACAGGAAGUUUCGUCAUCUUAAGUUAUUAUUGGAUGUUUUGGAAUCUCGUCUGUUGUCUUCAUGUUUCUUGCAUCUUGCUGUUUCAAAAUAUUAGCCUGGUUAUUCGACUGUAGCGAAUGCGUGCAGUCGUCCGUUUACCUUUCGAAACCCGUUGUGAAAUGCUGAUGGCAGCAGUCUAAAUAUUAUUAUCAUUGCCACUUGAAUUUUUGAAUUUUAUUCUUUUUUUACGAUUUUCCUUCGUAUUUCCAUCAUGAAUACGGUAUCUUCCAUGGCCUCGCUGGAGCUGGGUGCGGAGGCGUCCUCGGGGAAGCAGUGGACGCGUAGCGCCGAGGAAGUGCAGCGCGGUGUGGCGUUCAAUGUGCGCUAUGUGGGCAGCAUGGAGGUUCUGACAUCCAUGCGCUCCAUGGCCUAUGCCGACCGCGCGCAGGUGGCAAAGGAGUGCAUCAGCCGGGUGUGUGAUGCGUCCGGCAUGAAGACACCGUCCAAGAAGCAGAAAGUGGAGAAACGAAUAUCCCGCGAGCUGGGACUGCCGAAUUUGGAUCAUGCGGGCGAGGAUGUGGCGCUGCGUGUGAGCGUCGACAGAGUCGAGAUCGUUAGCUUAAACGACAACAAAAUCAUUAGCAGCCAUGAACUGCCCGAUAUCAGUUUCGCGUCGGGUGGCGAUGCCGACACGAUUGACUUCAUUGCCUAUGUGGGUAAGAGCUCGGAGCGGGCCACUUCACUACCGGGUCGGUGGUGUUACGUCAUCGAAUGCGGCACCGGUGUAUCGCAGGAGUGUGUGGCUACCAUUGGACAGGCCUUCGACUUGCGAUUCAAACAGUACAUGAAGAAGAGCACGACCAGCCCACUUGAUUCAGCUCCCGAACCGCGGACAACACAGCAGCGGAAUUCGGAAAAAACACUGCGGAACGUUGCACCGCAACCGCUGGCGUCGCCUCCCAUUGCGAUUGCGUCUGCAGCAUCUUUGAGAACGGUUCCCGUGAAAGAAAGCGCGGAUACGGACUACUACAACGAUAUGCCGGGGAAGAAAGCACCGGACUCUGAACUGAAGAGCAUGAGUGUCCCGAGCUUUGUGGCACCGCGACUUCCGCCGCCUGUUCAGCGCCACCGAACCGAGCCUAAACCGUUGCUACUUUCCAGUAACCGACCAGAAUCCAACUUGAUUGAUUUGAAUUCUCCGGGGUAUGAUAAGAAUAAGCAGGCUGAAUUAAUCCAUGACUUCGAUCCCGUUGAUUCAGCACAGCAGGCGAUGGAAAAUAGAGAUCCAUUCGAGGGCCAAGCGUUCGAUGCGCUAUUGCCGCCUUCUUUGGAAAAUUACUCAUGGUACCAUGGGCAAAUCUCGCGAAUCGAAGCGGAAAUUUACCUGCAGAAGGACGGUGACUUCUUGGUCCGUGCCACAAAAAGCCAAGUGACCCCGCUGCCACACAGCCAUCAGCAGUUCGCCUUGAGCGGCAUGCAGCAGGGUCGAAAACAUCACAUUUUAUUAGUGGAUCAUGACGGGGUCAUCCGGGCGCGCGAUGAAGAAUUUCCCUCUGUACCGGCGUUGAUCGACAGCCAUUUGUCCACACGCGAGCCAAUUCUUUCCGGGACUGAUGAGAUCUACUUACUACGCGGUAUUCCGCGCCCGAGACCGUUGUAGCGUGAGAUGAAAAAAGUGAAAACAAGAAUUAGAAGAGAUUUUCUUUUCGAGAUUUUAUUGGCGAGCUGUCUGUGGAUGGUGGUUUUUGUGUGAUUUUAUAUUUUGGAAUUGAUACUCUUCUCGGCGCUUCGUCUCAGUAGUCUGCUCUCUGUCAGUGGCGCGAAUCUCUUUUUUUGGUUCCUCCUUCGUAGUGUUUCUUCCAAGCAGAAAGGGUUGUGGUUUUUCUUUUUUUAUUGCUUUCGGGACAUUUUUGAUUUUAUUCUUUGUACCCGUACAACUUUUUAUAUUCUUGCUGUCCCUUCUUGUCACUUUGGGGUUUUCUUUUGUGUAUGCGAUAUUGCAGUACUAACAACGAAUAAGAAGUAUUUUUUCUUACUCUAAACAGCUUACGAGAGAUGUUUGAUAAUAUUAAAAUGAAUAUUUCGGAUAAAAACGUCUUGUUG
This is a messenger RNA of Paramacrobiotus metropolitanus, 2353 nucleotides long. RefSeq names its product SHC-transforming protein 1-like. Lineage: Eukaryota; Metazoa; Tardigrada; Eutardigrada; Parachela; Macrobiotidae. The record is from RefSeq and is a predicted model, not a curated record. Gene Ontology annotation, cellular component: plasma membrane. Gene Ontology annotation, molecular function: receptor tyrosine kinase binding. The transcript has 4 exons. The coding region runs from base 522 to 1910 and encodes 462 amino acids. Gene Ontology annotation, biological process: cell surface receptor protein tyrosine kinase signaling pathway; intracellular signal transduction.